This is a messenger RNA of Nymphalis io (European peacock), 5140 nucleotides long. It is a transcript of the gene snama, whose product is annotated as E3 ubiquitin-protein ligase RBBP6. Bases 271 to 4956 code for a protein of 1561 amino acids. Gene Ontology annotation, cellular component: nucleus. Gene Ontology annotation, biological process: ubiquitin-dependent protein catabolic process; protein ubiquitination; mRNA processing. The transcript is spliced from 17 exons. NCBI's taxonomy places the organism in Eukaryota, Metazoa, Arthropoda, Insecta, Lepidoptera, Nymphalidae. The record is from RefSeq and is a predicted model, not a curated record. Gene Ontology annotation, molecular function: nucleic acid binding; ubiquitin protein ligase activity; zinc ion binding.
UGGCGGUGCAAGCAUUUGAAAGGAUCAGUGAAAUAUUGAUUUUUUUCUGUAAUUAAGUACCCGAGAUUAAAUAUACAUAACCAAAUACUUAUUUUAGUAUGUGUUAGUGUUUGUAUUGUAUCUUAUUUAUGUGAUUAAUAAGAAAACAAAAAUUUGUAUUUCUGUGGACUUCUCAUAUAGCUCAUAUAGCUUGUUAACACAGUUCAAUUUAAACACGUGAAUGUAUAUUGUCAUGUUACAUAAAAUAUUAAUGUACUGCUGUUUACGGAAAUGUCUGUGCACUACAAAUUCAAAAGUGCACUGGAUUAUGACACCGUUACUUUUGAUGGACUGCAUAUUUCAGUAGGAGAUUUAAAAGCUGCAAUUUCACAGCAAAAGCGCAUAGGAAAAACUUCCGACUUUGAUCUCCAAAUAACUAAUGCGCAGACAAAAGAAGUUUAUGUGGAUGACAAUACUUUAAUUCCAAAAAACACGUCACUUCUUGUGGCCAGAGUACCACUUUCUCAACAGCCAAAGAAACAGUGGGAAGGGUCAAACAAUAAUCAGUCUACACUUCAAAAAGAUGUCUCAGUUAACAAGGGAUUGGCCGAUUUGUCUCGCAUGGAAGGUAGCGAGCAGGAUAAAAUUAAUGCUAUGAUAACUCAGUCAACAUUUGAUUAUGAUCCCAGCAAUUAUCAAAAAAUUAGAGGACAGAACCAACGAGGAGCUGUUCCAUCCAAUUAUAUUUGUUAUAAGUGCCAGAAGAAGGGACAUUGGAUCAAAGAUUGUCCAGCUGCAAAUUCCGGCGAUCCAAUAGAGAUAAGAAGAAGUACAGGAAUACCCCGUAGUUUUAUGGUACCAGUGGAUGGUCCAAAAGCACCAGGAGCCAUGAUGACUCCAAGUGGUACUUUUGCUGUCCCAGCUGUAGAUCACGAGGCUUACUUGGCUUCUGAAAAUGCAGGAGGUGCAGAUACUCCUACAAAUGCACCAGCUGCUCCUGAGCCAACUAUUCCAGAUGAACUAUUAUGCAGCCUCUGCAGAGAUCUGCUCACAGAUGCUGUCAUGAUUCCCUGCUGUGGAAACUCUUUUUGUGAUGAAUGUAUUCGAGGAGCUCUGUUAGAGUCUGAAGAUCAUGAAUGUCCGGAUUGUCGAGAAAAGGAAAUUGCUCCAACAACUUUAAUACCUAACAGGUUUCUCAGGAAUUCGGUGUCUGCAUUUCGCAACCAGACUGGGUACUGUAGGCGAGCGCCACACAGGCCGUCUGCAGCACCUCCUGUUAUAGAACCACCGGCUCCUGUACCCGUCCAACCGGCGAAUGGACCAGCGCAACAAGCUCCCUCAAGUAACGGGCCCCCACCUGCUUUGAAGCUUGCUGGUAUCGAUGGACCUCCUAUAAAUAUGCCGAGAAUCGAUGAGCAACGUGCCAGUACACCGACUAUCGAUGAACGCCGGGAUCCGAUGUCGUCACAAGUGAUGUAUAAUCGCGGACCGCCUCCUUACAUCCCAGCAGUUCCGCCGCCUACGCAUUAUAACAAUCCUGCGUACGGGCGUGCGGGUGCGUACGAGCGCUUCCCGCCCGAGCCCUACCAGCCGCCACCACCCGGUAUUAAGGAUUCGCCUAACGGGCAUGAGGACCCGCUGGAGGCAUUCAAUAGAAUGAUACGCGAGAAAGAGAUGCGAGCGAAGAGGCGGGAAGAGCGCCGACGCGCACACUCUGGCUCCCGCAGCCCUUCUCGCUCGCGCACUCCUCGCUCCCCGCGCUCCCCGCGCUCUCCCCGCUCGCCGCGCUCUCCGCGUUCACCGCGCGCUCGGCCUCGCAGUCGUGCUACGAGCAGGCUCCGAUAUUCUAGAUCGAGGUCGAUUUCUCGGGGGCGCUUGCGUCGGUCGCCUUGGUCACCUCGAAGACGCCGGACUCGUGAUAGAACUCUAUCAUUAACGCGAUCUCCGUCGCCUCGGCGCCGGCACCGCUCGCCGCUGCGCUACCGCUCGCCGCUGCGCUCGCCGGCGCGCUCCCCGCUGCGCGCGCCGCCGCCGCCGCUCGCGCCGCUCGCGCCGCACUCGCCCGCGCGCUCGCCUCGCCGCCCCGACUUGCGCUCGUCGCCGCGCCCUCUGUCGCCGCACAGAUAUGCUGGAGUAUAUGAUGAACUUUUGUCGCCACCGCGUCGAAGUGUUGAGCCACCAUUCGGAGCCAGAUACCCCCCGAGAAAUAAUGCUCCACCCGGAUACCCGCCAAUCGGUAAACCACUUCCGUUGGGUAGCAUCCCUCCGUCGAAUGAACCUCCUUCAGGAUAUAGGGGACGAUAUGAUGGUCCGCCAUUUGAAGAUAUACCCCCAGGUGUUGAACCACCAGUUCCAGGGUUUGAACCAUCACCAUUUGAAAAGCCAACCUUCGGUCCAUCAGGGCCAAUUGAGCGUGACAGAAUACCACCACCUAAUUACAGAGAUCCAUAUAGAGCUCCAUUUGUUGAAGGUCCAACCGGGUACAGAGACGUAACAAGUCUCCCCGCAGUAUCUAAUGAAUUACCUGUUCAUGUACCGGACCAUCCGCCUCGUUAUCGAGAUAAUUUUAGGCCACCGGGUCAUUCCUAUCGUGAUCAAGGGACGGCCUCAUAUAGAGACGGACAACCAUAUCGCGAACCUGGACCUCAACCUCCAUAUCGAGAGGGUAAUUUUAGAGGUGGACCGCAGCCUUUAUUCAGAGAUAAUAACUUUAGGAAUAAUUUGUACCGAGAAAGCAACUUUCGUGAAAAUAUGCCUCAUAAUUUCCGCGAUAACGCUGUACCCUUUCGACCUCCUAGUGCCGAUCCUAGAGAACCCACUUCAGUUGCUUUUAAUGAUUCCAAUUAUAGAGAAAGUUACAGAGAUGAUAGUAAUUCAAAUAGAGAUUUACGUUCGGGAUAUCGGACUAAUCCCCGUAAUAGAGGAAGCUCGAGACGUAACCCUAACACGGAUAAUGAUAGACAUAGGGAAAGAGACGGCCGAGAUAGGGAACGAUUUAAUGAAAAUCGGGAACCAACUGAUCGUCCUGAUAGAAUACGAGAAGUUGAUAAAAGACCAGGCUACGAGAAAAGUAGGGAAAUUCGAGAUGAUCGGAUACGGGACUAUGAAAGAAGUCGAGAUAAUGAUAAAGAACGAGAUCGAGGUCACGAUAAGACAUCCCCGGAAAAGAAAGUACGCCUGUCACCUAAGCGUGGCCGAGAACCUCGUGAGAGUAAACGCGGUGACUCCAGAGGACGAUCACGUGAUCAUGAUAGUAGAAAAGAAAAGAAAGAAGAAAGAACUCGUGAUAAGUCAUCUGCUGAUAGGAAUCGAGAGCACAAAGAUAAGGAUAAAAAAAUAAAAGAUAGAAAAAAGAAAAAGAGAGAAAAGGAAAAAGAUAUAGAAAAGAAAAAGAAACGUGAUAAAAAAGAAAAGAAAGAAAAGGAUAUUUCUAAAAAAGACGAUGAUCUAGAAAAAUCUGAACCAGGUGUCAAAGAAGAACUUAAGUCAGAAUCUAUUCAACAGGCUGUUGCGAAAAUAGAGGCAAUGGAUAAGGAAAAGCUUAAAAAUAUUAAAGAUGAAAAGAAAUCUGACUGUAAAGAAAAAGUGUCAAACGAUCUGUAUGGUGAUGAAGCUGCGGAAGCAGUCGAUAAAGAAAUUAUUGAAAAUUACGUAAAAACAGAAGAGGUUGAAGAAUCUGCUGAUACUAAAACAAAUGAUAGUAAUAAUAAAGAAGAACCAUUUGAUGGCAUAGAACUUCAAGCUGCAACAGAUGAAUUAGAGGUUGAUAUUGAAGGAACAAAUCACGGUAAAGAAAUGCUAGCACCUCUACCAGCUUUAUCAAAGUGGGAAGUGGAUGAAGAAAAUGUAGAAAAGUUGAAAGAACCAGGUGAAAUAACAUCUCCCGACGAAGAGGAAGAUGGAGGCAAAGUGACGUCAGAAGUUUUAAAACGUGCUGAAAAUGCUAUAUUCGCUAAAGCUAUUAAUUCUUUAAGACCUAUUGAAAUAAAAAAAAUAAGUAGCGAUCGUCUAAAAUUAUAUGGCGAUGAUAUUCAAUCAAAAGGUUCCUUAAAUAAUAUUCAAAUCACUGUGCCCGUAACAGAUCAGGAACAUAGAGCCGCAGAUGCGAAUGAAAAGAAAAAAAGGUUUUCUAAAACGCCGCCUCCUCGGCUAUCUAUUAAAGAAAGACUCGGUGGAAAAGUUGACGAUAUUCGUAGGUCAAGAGAACCGCGGAUUGUGCAAAGUACUGUAGAACGUGUAAAAUCUCGAUCAAAAACACCGAAACGAGAACAGGUACCGUACCGAAGAGUUACAGUGGAAAAAGAUAGAGCUCGUAAGCACGAACAUUUAAGUACAAUCGAUGUACCAAAAUCUGAUAGAAGACAUGUAAUUGACAGGUCUAAAUCAGAUCAAAACUAUCAAAUUAAUAGUAGCAAUGAAUUCAAAAAAAGGGAUGGUGGAAAGUCUAAGGAGGAAAAGAAAAGUUUUAUUCAGGAAAGAAAUAACUCUAGAAGUCAUGAAGAACGUGCUGCUUUAGAAGCAAAGAACUUACUCGAAAGGGAGAUAAAAAAAUCUACGUUAGAUGAAGCCCAUUUUGAACCAGAUUAUGAUGAAAAUGUGGAAUCUGAUAAUGAGACGAAAGAGGAGUCUAAUAAGAAACGUGAACGUUCAAGGGAUGAGUCUCCUGUAGGAGUAAGUGAAUCCAAGAAGGCCAAAUUAGACAAUGAGACUAUCAAACUCGAUCUGACAAAUGUUAAAAAGAAACCGGAAUCUGACAGCGAGUCAUCGAGUGAUUCAGAAGAAUCAUCAUCUUCUUCGUCAUCGGAUGCUCGCAAGCGAAAGAAGAAGAAAAAGCGAAACAAGAAAAAGAAGAAACGUGCUGCUAGUGACAGCGAAAGCGAAUCCGAUUCUAGUUCUGACGAUCACAAAAAAAAGAAGAAGAAGCGUAAACAUAAGAAAAAGUCAAGUAAGAAGAAGAAGAAAUAUAAACAUAAGUAGUUUGUUUGAAACAAAACUGCGUUCUUUUAUUUACUUUGUUUUCAAGUCUCUGUCAAACUAUUACCUAAUUAUUCUUGUUAUUAAAUAAAUAGAAAACUAAAAUCUGAAGUUCAGGUAAUAAUGUUUUAGUGCACUGCAUUAUUAUUCUUAUUAUAGUCAUAUAUUUAACAAAUAAACAAUAAAA